GAACUAGGGUUUCUUCAACAUCGCUAGAUCUCUAAUCCACUGGUUGAUGAAUACCCAUUUCAUAAUUUUGUUUAGCUUUUGGUAAAAAAUUGAAAUUGGAGCUGUCAACAACAAUUUAGGGUUUUCCAGAUUAUGUGUCUAUUGAUUCAUCGGUUUUAGUCAACGAUUGAUUCGUGUAGCUUAACUUGUUAAUUGGUAAAAUGUGUACAGAAGAAGAAUGAGUAUGGAGAUGGAAUUGUUUGUCACUCCAGAGAAGCAGAGGCAACAUCCGUCAGUGAGCGUAGAGAAAACUCCAGUGAGAAGGAAAUUGAUAGUUGAUGAUGAUUCUGAAAUUGGAUCAGAGAAGAAAGGGCAAUCAAGAACUUCUGGAGGCGGGCUUCGCCAAUUUAGUGUUAUGGUUUGUCAGAAGUUGGAAGCCAAGAAGAUAACUACAUACAAGGAGGUUGCAGAUGAAAUUAUCUCAGAUUUUGCCACAAUUAAGCAAAACGCAGAGAAGCCUUUGAAUGAAAAUGAGUACAAUGAGAAGAACAUAAGGCGGAGAGUCUAUGAUGCGCUCAAUGUGUUCAUGGCCUUGGAUAUUAUCGCAAGGGAUAAAAAGGAAAUCCGGUGGAAAGGACUUCCUAUUACCUGCAAAAGGGAUGUGGAAGAAGUCAAGAUGGAUCGUAAUAAAGUUAUGAGCAGUGUGCAAAAGAAGGCUGCUUUUCUUAAAGAGUUGAGAGAAAAGGUCUCAAGUCUUGAGAGUCUUAUGUCGAGAAAUCAAGAGAUGGUUGGGAAGACUCAAGGCCCAGCGGAAGGAUUUACCUUACCAUUCAUUCUACUUGAGACAAAUCCUCACGCAGUAGUCGAAAUCGAGAUUUCUGAAGAUAUGCAACUUGUACACCUCGACUUCAAUAGCACACCUUUCUCUGUCCAUGACGAUGCUUACAUUUUGAAACUGAUGCAAGAACAGAAGCAACAACAAAACAGAGUAUCUUCUUCUUCCUCUACACAUCACCAAUCUCAACAUAGCUCAGCUCAUUCUUCCUCCAGUUCUUGCAUUGCUUCUGGAACCUCAGGCCCGAGAGAAGAUAUCAUCAAAGAAGAAAGAUCGAAGAUGGUUUUUACUUCAUUUCCUACUUAUCCUGAUCAUUCAUCAAACUGGCAACAACAACAUCAACCAAUCACAACCACCGUUGGAUUCACGGGAAACAACAACAUCAACCAGCAGUUUCUUCCUCACCACCCCCUCCCUCCGCAACCGCAACAAACGCCUCCGCAGCUUCACCACAACAACGGUAACGGUGGAGGCAGUGGUCCCGGUGGACCUGGCGUGUUAAUCCGUCCAGGUUCGAUGGCGGAAAGGGCAAGGCUAGCCAACAUACCACUGCCUGAAACAGCCUUGAAGUGUCCAAGAUGUGACUCAACCAACACCAAAUUCUGUUACUUCAACAACUACAGUCUCACUCAACCUCGUCACUUCUGCAAAGCAUGCCGUCGUUACUGGACACGUGGCGGUGCUCUAAGGAGCGUUCCCGUCGGUGGCGGUUGCCGUAGAAACAAAAGAACCAAAAACAGCAGCGGUGGAGGUGGAGGUGGCGGUAGCACCAGUAGCGGUAACAGCAAGUCACAAGACAGCGCCACGAGCAACGACCAAUACCACCACCGAGCCAUGGCUAACAAUCAGAUGGGACCACCGUCUUCUUCAUCUUCUCUUAGCUCGUUGCUGUCUUCUUACAACGCAGGAUUAAUCCCCGGACAUGAUCAUAACAACAACAAUAACAACAACAACAUACUUGGACUUGGAUCAUCUUUGCCUCCUCUCAAGCUCAUGCCUCCUUUAGACUUCACAGACAACUUCACCUUACAAUACGGUGCCGUUUCAGCUCCUUCUUAUCAUAUAGGCGGUGGAAGCAGCGGUGGAGCGGCGGCUCUUUUGACCGGUUUUGACCAGUGGAGAUUCCCGGCAACAAACCAACUUCCUUUAGGUGGUUUAGACCCGUUUGAUCAUCAAAUAGAGCAGCAGAAUCCGGGUUACGGAUUAGUUACCGGGUCGGGUCAGUACCGACCUAAGAACAUUUUCCAUAACCUUAUUUCCUCUUCUUCUUCUGCUUCAUCAGCUAUGGUUACAGCCACCGCGUCGCAAUUAGCUUCAGUGAAAAUGGAAGAUAGUAACAAUCAGCUCAACUUGUCUCGACAACUUUUUGGAAACGAACAACAGCUCUGGAAUAUUCAUGGCGCUGCUGCAGCAUCCACCGCAGCCGCAACAAGUUCGUGGAGUGAUGUCUCUAAUAAUUUCAGUUCUUCUUCUACUAGCAAUAUCUAAUCAAUCAUAUCUCUCUAAGGAAUCUAUAUGUGAUGAUGAUGAUGCUUUUAUUUAUUUCUCAUUGGGUGUGGUAUGAUCUUAUGUACUUAGUUUGAAGUUAGU
Molecule: messenger RNA, 2404 nt
Organism: Arabidopsis arenosa
Lineage: Eukaryota; Viridiplantae; Streptophyta; Magnoliopsida; Brassicales; Brassicaceae
Source: the annotation of a GenBank genome assembly